This is a messenger RNA of Zalophus californianus (California sea lion), 5863 nucleotides long. RefSeq names its product chromosome 6 C14orf132 homolog (gene C6H14orf132). Lineage: Eukaryota; Metazoa; Chordata; Mammalia; Carnivora; Otariidae. The record is from RefSeq and is a predicted model, not a curated record. The transcript is spliced from 2 exons. The coding region runs from base 201 to 452 and encodes 83 amino acids.
CCGGGUCUGGGUCUGGAGACGAGGCGCAGAGCCAGCCGAGGCCGCCAAGCCGGGGCCGCUGAGCUCGGCGGCGCCGCGGGGUCUGGGGUGCCUGCUCGCUGCUCCGCCCGCUCCCGGCCAGCUGUGCAGGCGGCUGAACCCGCCGCCGCAGCACCAGGAGCAGCAGCGAGGACUCGAGCGCGGGUGGCAGCGGCGACACCAUGGAUCUGUCCUUUAUGGCCGCGCAGCUGCCCAUGAUGGGAGGUGCCUUCAUGGACUCGCCCAACGAGGACUUCAGCACGGAGUACUCCCUCUUUAAUUCCUCCACCAACGUCCAUGCGGCCUCCAACGGCCAGGGCCAGCCGGAGGAGCCUCCGCGGUCCUCCAACGACGCAGUCUUGCUCUGGAUUGCCAUCAUAGCGACACUGGGGAACAUUGUGGUGGUUGGGGUGGUGUACGCCUUCACCUUCUAAGGUUCGGGGCGCCCGCGAGCUCCAGGCCGACUCUCCCCGUGCUGGGCUCACAGCAGGGCGAGGCCUUGUUCGGGGCACCAGCGCUGUCGGCCUUUGGCUGUGCCCACCUCCUGGAACCAGGAGUUCUGACCAUGUGCACGGCCUCUCCAGGGGCAGUGACUGUGCAUCAGAAAUUUCCCCCAAGCAGCCCUGAUUUCCAAUGUUCUGUGCUGUGGUCAAGCUGAGCCAGAAAACAUGGGAGUGUGAGCUUCCAGCCCCUGGAGGCGUGAUGGGGCAAAGCCUUCACGAGGAGCAAAUUGGGGAAUUUUUUGAAACCGUAUUUCAAUAACGUAAGACCAGAAGAAACAGCCGGUUAGGUGUGAAAUAUGGACAUGGGGUUACAAUCGCUUGCUGGCCGUAAAUAACCACGUAUGUGUCUUGUUUUUAUGCCAACUUACCGCACCUGGUGCGUGAGGUGCCGGGCGAGAGCAGCCCUCAGUACUGGAGCGUUCCCAGCCCAGCCUUGGUCUCCCAUUCAGCCCUUUGGAAUAGGGUGGUGGUGAACUGGGCCAUAGAACAUUCCUCGUUUGACUUGGACAGGGCAUCUUUGUCACCAGACACUUGGCCCCUUUUGAGACCCAGAUGCAUCGGGAAGUCCAAGGGCAGGCGGAUGACUGGUGACGGGAUGGGAUUUCCAUGGGUAGGGGGUUCUCUGCUGGACGGACUUGCUCUUCUUUUUCAAAAGAGAAGAAGCGCCUUUAAACUGUGGAUCUGCCAUGUGGUCAAGUCUUCAGACCAGCAGCCAGAAGAUGCUCUUUCCUCUCUGAGAAAUCUCGGGAUUUUAGAGAUAGCAGGCUCACGCUCACCUGAUCUUCCGACAGCUGGGAGGGAGAAGCGCGGUUUGCCAUUGAUCACAGGGCAGGUGACUGCACCCGUCAGAGCAGGAGGGACCAGGAGGGACGUUUCCUGACUCAGCCGGGGGCUCUCUCAGCCCCAGUGAAGUACUCUCUCAAGCAAAUCCCUGCUUCUCAGCUGCCCUCGGGGAGAAUGCCCAGAGAAAGGGUCUGGAAGCUGUGUGCCAGGGGGGCCAGGUGCUCAGACACCUGCAUUUUACACGGGGUCUGGCUCCCGGGUUCUCUUGCAGGCAUGAAUGUGCUCUGUCCGAGUCAGCCUCCUUAACCUUCCUCCAAGUCAGUGGCUGUGGGGAAGGGGGUUCUGGCAAGUAAGGGAGCCUCCCGAGCAGACCAGCACAGGAUGGGAUGCGCUGGGGGAGAAGGACUCGUUCUUCUUCUGUCUUUAGGAAAGGCGCCUGCAUGGUACGCCCCCUUCCCCAGAUAGCUCCCCUGUGCUGAGCAGAGUGAGAGGCUCACACGCAGGCUCCCUCGCUUGCAGGCCAGGAGUGGCUUUCUCUGUGCUUUCUCCCCGUGCUGUGCAAAAGAAAAUAAAUGGUCUAAACUUCCCCUCUCUGGUGGGGAAACUGAAAAGACUGGGUGGGAAACCCUGGUGCUGUUUGGGGACAAUUGCAAAAAAGGUGAUUGUGUCCCUGUGGUCUCAGGAGACAUGGCUGUUCCUGGAUGGCAGGCACAGGGACAUCUUAAUUGUCCAGAGGCAGCCACUCGUCUGCGAGGUUGGCGCCGGGCUACUGUGCCAACAGGAUCUCCAGCCUGACCUCCAAACUGUGUCCGCAGACGGCCACCAGCUCCUCUGAGCCACAUCUGUCACUGCAGCCAUGCAUGCAUCCACGGCGGCUUUGGCUCAAGUGGAGGUCGCGAGUGCAGUGCUGAUGACCUUUGCAGAGAGGGAGAAGGGAUGGGGGACCUUUGGCCUGGGCUCCUUCUGGAAUCACUGACAGGGCCGUGCUCUCAGCAGGACCAGACCGGGGCAGGGGGCGGGGGCCGGGAGGGGGCUGGGCUGGGUGGUCAGCUGUUACACGCCCAUCAUCCCCGCUGCUUCCCGAGCAAACUCUUCCCUGCCUCAAGCCCCCAUGUGUGCCCUAUAAGCAAGGGCUUUCUGAGACUGGUGUCUUCAUGAGAACCCAAGGAGGAGGUUGAGAGCCGGGGUGGAGAGGAGCCUAGGCGAUGCUUGGUGUCUUUGUGGGGGUCACUACAGCCCAGAUAUUCUGAGUCCUUACCUUCUGACCCCGCAUCCCCAAAGGAGCCCUGUAGAGAUGUAGUCGGCAGCUCCCUGUUCUCCGAAUGGCCUGCGGCAAUGGCAGUGGGAGCUCUAGAGUGUUCUGUGUGCCGUGACUGGGGAGGGAAGGAACGUGUGGUCCCAGCUCUGAGUAUCCAGGGCAGCCCCAGCGGGCUGGGGAUUCUCUGGGUAAUUCUGGGUGCAGGGGUCUCCCCCACGAAGGCUUUCUCUUCCCCUGGCGUGAAUGCCAGUUAAAUUCAACUUUCAAGGAGUUCUCCCUCUUUGGUCAGGGCCACAGACACAGGGCUUGGAACCCUGGGCCAUCUUGUCCAGACUUUACCUUCGGCGACUAUAGUGACUUGCUCAGGGUCACUCCAUCACAGUCUGCUACAGUGUUUUGACCUGGUUUUUCCUACCAUCACUUAGAUAACAAUGAGGAUAGAUGUGCACGUGAAAGUCCAGUGAAGGGUAAAGGACAGAUUUCCAGCCAGAAGGUAUGCUGUGCUGUCCCUCCUGCCUUACGCAGCUGGGCUCUGUCUCGGAUGUUAGGUAACAGGCAGGAGGCACCAUCUGAGCAUUGUGUCCAGGCACCGUGCUGGGCCCACAUGUGCGUGUUUAAUCUAUACGAUCGCCUUACAGCAUCCUUGCUCCAAGACAUAUGGAACCAGAAACUCAGGGGAGUGGAGUAACUUGCCCGAGGCCACACAGCAUGAAAGUGACAAGCUGGGAUUUGAGUCUGGACCCUCCAGCUCUAAAACCAGCCUCUUUCUGCCACACCAUGCUGUCUUCAGUGGCUGGGGUGGCACCUCCAGGGCACAUUUAAGCCAGGCUCUGGGUCUACAGAGGCCAUUCCUUGAGGCCCCAUGUCGUGGUGUGGCCCGGGCCAGCUCUGGCUCCCUCCACAGGCAGAAGUCUGACUCUCCUCAGAAUAGGGCAGGCUCGUCCCCCUGCCCAUUGCCCUCUCUCUGUCCAAGCUUCAGGGAUGGUGGUCCCUGUCACCUGCCCCUCUCUUUUUAAAGCCGAACACAAGUGUGUUUGUGUGGCCAGAGACGUUAGCGGAGAGCGGCUUUCUUGGGAUACAUGCCGAAGGACCCUGGCCAAGACCCGGAGCCCAACAAAGGGGCCCGCACAAGGAGUGAGGCUCACGCAGCCCGAUAGCCGAGGAAAGUCGGGACGGUCCGUGUGGUAGGUGAGGCUCCAGCCCAGGCUCAGGCCUCCUGUUGAGCCCCAUGGGGACUCUCCUGAGCAGGCAGGACGGAUGCUCCUCUCUCACAGCCCAGCCUGGGGCUCCCAUCUGGCUUCUCCUGGGUGAGGUUGGCCCCAGAGCCCACCUUGACUUAAUGAGCCAGCACUGAGGAAGAAGGGGCUUGUCUCUUCAGUAGCUGCUCUUCAGAGAAGGGGUCCUGUAUUUGCUGGAAUGUUCUCCCUCCUUGGCCCUCCACAUGCCUCUGCAUCUUCCCUCUGCUAGCCAUAGGUGCCCCAUACCUGUGUUUGUCUGCAUGUGGGACACGUGCUUUAGGAGGGCUGGAGAUACUGUCAUUGGAACUUGGGAGGAGAGGCCGGAGGACACUUUAGCCAGGUGUGUCCCGAGGGGAUUCCACCUCCUGUAUGGGCCCGGGGGGAAUUAAUGAUCACUCUGCUGUCCCUCCCUUUUCCCUGAGAUCUAGGUCAAGAGGCAGAUGAGAUUCCCCUGACCUCCCCUACCCUCCAGAGAGAGACAAAUUUACCUCCUUUCAGGAGAUCCCCGGGAUCAGAGGGAGAAAGUUAGGGAGGGCAGGCUAGUACCACUUGGCUGGAGAGGCAAUAAGCCAUUUUCCAGCCUGUUCUAAAUGGAAGGCCUGGCUACCGGCCAGACCACUAGCAUAUGUUGGAACCCCUCCCUGGAGACUGGAGAGACUCGGCCGUCAUCUGUGCUGCCACCUGAUUCCCUCCAGACAAGUGCUCCUCUCCUUCUUCAGGAGCAUGACCUUCUUCCAUCAUUAGCAGUGAUAUCAUUAAUAAUUAUUAUCCUUGCUGUUGUCAUCUGUCGUGCAUCUUCCUUGUGCUGUGCUCUGUUCAUAUCCCAUUUACUUCUCCACUCACCCCUCGGAGGCAGAAGUGCGGUGCGGAGAGGUGCACGUUAAUUAUUGUCCCAUUUUUCUGUUGAGAAAACUGAGGCCGGGCCAAUGGGCCUGAGAACCCACAUCUAGAGAGCUGGGAUUCAGAUCCACCUCUGCUGGCCCUCCAGCCUGGAUGGCUACCCUGCGUCUCCCUGCGCGCACACUCUCCGCGGUGAGCCCUCUGGAACGGACCGCCCCAGGAGCAGGCACUCAGGCUGGGGCUGUUUGGGUCCUGGAUCGUGGAGUUGAAGUGUAGGUCCUGGAAGGGGGCCGGAGCAGUGCACACGGGUUUAGCAGUCUGAGAACCUCACAGCGGUAAAGAGGCGUUAGAGAGCUUCCAAUCAGGACCUGUAAUGUUGGGGAGGGCAAAUGGGGCCUCACGGAAAAGGAAAGAAGACCUGGCAAGUCUCCGGCUGCCUGGUCCAGAACAUCAUCUCCCAGCCUGCUGUGCCGUCACCGGGAGAACGGGGAUGGCCCUGGAUUCCCAGCACCAGCCGCGGGAUGGGCAUCGCGCUCCCUUCCAGCUGUCACCCGGCCCCCUGCACCGUGUCCUGGCACCUGCCCGUUGAGCAUCCCCAGAGCGAGUCCUAGGUGGGCUGGGCUGCCCUGACAGGACAACCAAGAGGCUGUGCUCAGGGGGCCAAAGGCAGCAGUCAGAGCCUGAGUGCCUUGUAGUGGCCUGCCCCACGGGCCCCUGGCCUCUGUCAUCAGUGACAAGGACACAAGACAGGCUGGCUGAGCUGAGGGCUGAGAGCCCCGAGGGAUGGAAGUUCAUCAUCUCCAAGCGGAAAAAAGGAGCCUCUCCGAGAAACUCAGGUCAUCCGCAUCAAGCAGCAGCGAGAUGUUCCCAGAAAAUCACUUCUGAGAUGAGACCUUGGCCAUUUUCUUUCCCCUUGGCGGGGGGUGUGUGUGUGACAGGGGACAAAGCAGUGCAAAACACAGGGACUGCAGAGAGGAAGGAUUUCCCCCAGAGUGAGAAAAGGGUAGCUGUCAGGAGUUAAUGGAAUGGUCGAAAGUACAGAAAAUUGACUACAUCAAUUUUGGAAUGUAAGUCUGUGUUGUUGUUCUGAGUCACUGGGCAAGUCAUAAUUUUUCUUUAUCAAGAGAGAUAAUAAGGGGUGCCUGGGUGGCUCAGUCAUUAAGCGUCUGCCUUCAGCUUGGGUCAUGAUCAUAGGGUCCUGGGAUCGAGGCCUGCAUCGGGCU